GGUCGAUUCGAAGGGUUGCCCGUACGUGCGAUUUUUUUCGGUUUCCAAAAUUGUGGAGCACAACAAAAAAAGGCUCCAAACGGGAUGGCAGCUGAAAGCAUUUAGUGGGGAAGCCGGAAUUUCCCAGCAACAACACGAGCAAGGACCUUCCUGUGGUUCAGUUCAUUCUUGGUGAUGAUGGGGGCAAUGUGCUACGGAUUUCUGAGGGGUCUCGUCAUUCACGGUUCGACUGCGAUCGGGUUUGGAUGUGCCACUAGAUUCGGUCCCUAAGGCGGUCUUUUGUGAUCAGUGCUGUUCCUAUCGGUGAGGGGGGAUGAUUUCAUUGAAAGUUGAUCGAAAAAGGUUCUCUUUUCAUCGAUGUGGAAUGUUGCGAAUCAUCGGAUUUAAGAAGGAUGUCUAAAGUUUAGAAAAGGAUCCUAGUAAUAUUCCUAUCGAAUGUUAUUAAAUUGUGGGAUUCAGGAAUAAAUUGGAUAAACCAAAACGAGUGAAACACAAAACAAAGAAAAAAGUCUUAAAAACCCAUCAAAUCCUUACCAAAAUCAGAACCUUCUGCAUUCCGGUUUCUGAUUUACGACCUGUCAGUUUUGCUAAUCCAAAGCAAAGCAGGAAAAACCAAGAAAAACAAAAACGGAGCUUCAGAAUUAAUGAAAAUCGUGUAAAUCCUUCAUUUUUACCGGCAAACGGAGAAUGGCGAAUGCGCUAGUCGGUCUGUGAGUGAGUCAACUGGAUAGCGGAUUACAGAGUGUGUGUCUCUCUCCUGAAGACGACCGGGCAAACCUACAUUUCAUCGGAGUGUGAUCGGUGGUGAUGUCAUCCAUGGUGCCGGUGGCUCCAGAGAGCGUGGUAGUGAAUGCGAGCAGAUGGGGAUGUAAUAUUAUCUAGCUUGAAGAUACUACUACUGUCGAGUGCUAGCGAAAAGAAUUUAAAUCCAGUGCAAGUGUGAGUAGGGGAAUGUUGAAAACAAGAUAAAAUCAAAACGGAUGAGUUUUAUCAAGAAAUUUGUGAAGGUAUUAAAAAAUGCUUAAUAAGUGUUUCCAUGCAAAUUAAAAACAAAUUUCGACGAAUCGUGCAGUCAACGGUGAACAAUUUUGAUCGAACAUAAAGUGGAAGUGAAGGUUUUGUGUUUGGAAUCAGUGGAUUCAACUGAAGUUUGGUGAAAAUCAGCCUGGAAAUCAAUAAAAAUAUAAGCUUAAUCAUCUGGAAACAACAAUGGGUGUAACAUCUUCAUCUCGCCAGGACUCCAGUCUGCUCUCGGAUGAAGAUGUAAAUUUCGACCACUUUCAAAUACUGCGGAACAUCGGCAAGGGAAGCUUCGGGAAGGUUUGCAUCGUGCAGAAACGUGAUAAUGGAAACCUCUUUGCGAUGAAAUACGUCAGUCGGAGUGCCUGCAUUGGACGGGGGGCCCUCGGGGGUGUCCUCAAAGAGGUGGAGCUGUUGGCCACCCUGGAGCAUCCCUUCCUGGUCAAUCUGUGGUUUUCGUUUCAAGACGAGGAGGAUCUGUUUAUGGUGUGUGACCUGCUGGCCGGUGGUGAUUUGCGCUAUCAUCUGAACCAUCAGGUGGAAUUUACGGAAGCCAGCGUUGCCUUACUGGUGUGUGAGAUCGGUUCCGCACUCGAUUAUCUGCAGAAGCAGCGCGUCGUUCACAGAGAUAUCAAACCGGAUAAUAUUCUACUGGAUGAAGAAGGUCAUGCACAUCUGACUGACUUCAACAUCGCAACCCGGCUGCAACCGGAUGGGUUGGCCUGCAGCAUGUCCGGAACGAAACCAUACAUGGCCCCGGAAGUUUUCAUGUGUGCCUUAGAGGAGAUUGCUGGCUACAGCUAUCCGGUCGAUUGGUGGUCCCUCGGAGUGGUUGCCUAUGAGAUGAGAUCCGGUGUGAGGCCGUUUGUGGUGCAUUCGUCGACGCCACUGGUCGAGGUGAAAAACAUCCUCAAUACCCAGGCCCACUUUCCGCGCCACUGGAGCGAUAACUUCAUCGAUUUGCUGAGUAAGUUGCUGAACUUCCAUCCGGGUGCCCGCAUCAGCAGUAAACAAGAACUACAACAAACGAAGCUCCUUCGGGGAACCAACUGGGACCGAAUCCUGGCCAAACAAGCAAAUCCACCCUUCAAACCCUCCAAAGAUCACCUAAACUGCGACCCCAGUCUGGAACUGGAAGAAAUGAUCAUCGAAACCAAACCCCUGCACAAGAAAAAGAAGCGCCUUGCCAAGCAGCGGUCGAUCAACCGGGAUCAGGCUGCGGCGGCAAAUCAAAGUGGAAACCCGUUGAGCACCCUGGACAAUCAGCUGUUGAAGGAGUUCUUGGUUUACAAUCGAUUCAAGGAGCAGAAACGGAAAGCGAUGGAACAGAAGGAGUCCGAUUGGCAGAAGGAGCUGGAUCUGGCGAUGGCCAGUUCCGAAGUCAGUACUCCGAGUGGAACGGGGCCUGCGGGUGGGACGCGGUUGGCUACGAUCGUUGAGGGGGAUCAGCAAAUGGUACAGCAACCGAAAACGGUGGACAGCACCGGAAGUGGAAAUGGGAAUAGCCACGUGAAUGUUACCAAUCAGAGUAGUAAUGGAAGCUGUAGUAGUAAUGGGAUGAGCAAUGAAAGUAGCAGUAGUUGUAAUAAUAACAGUUCCGGUUCUAUGAAUGGGAAGGAUCAGAAGGAAGUUUCCGGCGAAGGAAAACAGCAGGAUAGUUUGGAUUAUAUCGAUAGGACACCUUCUCCGAAGCCGAGCAUCUAGCAGUAAGGAUAGAUUUAGUGAUUGGUUAUUUAAGUUCACAAAUGAUUGGUAAUUUUCAAGUUGGAAUCAAUUCAAUAUUAUUUAUAAAUAUUUUUUGAAUACAGAGUAUUAAGAGAAGCAAAAUGUGAUAAAGAAAAAAAUAAGAUGCUAGAACAAUUCAUAUUGCUAUUCGCUAUACAAACAUUGACAAAAUUGGAAAGAUUCAUAUAAAAAUUGUUGGACGAAAUUGUUAUCAAUUAUGUGUUUAUUGGCAGAUUAAGGAAACAAAAUCAUUCUCCAUGUUAUGUAUUGUUGAAAUUAUUCCAAUUUAUAUAUUUUACGUUUAAAGAAACAAAACAGAACAGCUGAAUUAAGCCUUCGGGGGACAAAUGUAAAUUUUAUAGGCGGGAACAUUAAAUAUUAACUGAAAUUUCAAAAAUUUAUUUUUCAUUGACUGGUUGACAUAUUCAAAGUUUAAAAUAUAACUCAGAUUCAAAAUUUUCCCAGUUUAAAAAUUGAGCAGUGAAUAGCAAGAGGAUUUCCAAUAAAAUAUGCAACAUAUGAAAACUUCAUGUUCUUUAAGGCCCGAAACACGAUCUUAGGAUGAGAAUCCAAUAAUGUCAAGCAAAAUGAUCUUCCUAAACAAACAACCAAAAACCAAUCUAUCAAGAAAAAAAAGAUGUGCUGUAGUAUUAACACAAGAAAUCUAGGGUAAACCACAACUUCAAAAUGAACUGCAAAUGCGAUGGUUCCAUAGAGUACGUUUCGACAAAACCUAACAUUUACAAAGCUCCAAGGCAAUGUUUCUGCAGCAUUACUGCCAAAUCAACCAAUUUUACGAGUCUACCAGCUGCUGGCUUACUGUAACAACUAUGAGCUGUACUUUCUUCGUUAUUAUUUCGUUUCAGGUUCCAUCUUAAAGAUGUUAUUGCUUUCUUUAGGUAAUUGGACAUUAUUUAAGUGAGGUUAUUUUGAGUUCAGUCUCAACGGCUUGAACUUGUUUGUUUUCAAGUAGGUUCUUCACAGCAUCUCUUUUCCUAGCUCUGAACCUUAAAUCUGGUACAGAUUUUUCCAAUUGUCAUCCCGGAAUUGUCAGAGCUUCAAAGUUGAACCUUAAACGGAACCUUCAAUUAGAGCGUUUAAUUGUGAUAAUCCUACCACAUCUGUUUCGGUCGAUUGAACGUUGACGAGGAAUGAAUUAUUAUAAUCAGUCCUCACCAGCAAGCAGUGGUUAUCAAUGAAUUUAAUUACAGCAAACAUCAUUAACCCCCUGGCAAAUACUCGAUCGAUCAUGCCACAUAUCAGAUUGAUAUAUUUGCUUAAAGU
Molecule: messenger RNA, 4029 nt
Organism: Uranotaenia lowii
Lineage: Eukaryota; Metazoa; Arthropoda; Insecta; Diptera; Culicidae
Product: serine/threonine-protein kinase 32B
Exons: 11
Coding region: 1210-2724 (504 amino acids)
Biological process (GO): regulation of signal transduction; G protein-coupled receptor signaling pathway; protein phosphorylation
Molecular function (GO): G protein-coupled receptor kinase activity; ATP binding; G protein-coupled receptor binding
Source: RefSeq, a predicted model, not a curated record